Molecule: messenger RNA, 1500 nt
Organism: Drepanopeziza brunnea f. sp. 'multigermtubi' MB_m1
Lineage: Eukaryota; Fungi; Ascomycota; Leotiomycetes; Helotiales; Drepanopezizaceae
Molecular function (GO): oxidoreductase activity
Source: RefSeq, a predicted model, not a curated record
AUGAAGUUCACUCAGCUAGUGUCGCCAGCUCUGGCCUUGUGGGCCUACGCUGCUACCGCGCAACCAGUCGAGGAUAUUGGUGAGGCUUGUGAGACUGACACAGGAUCCACAUCAACCGCUGCGCCUGUCGAAGUAGACGUCGAUGUCGCUAUCAUCGGUGGAGGUAGCGGUGGUAUUCACGCUGCCAUCCAACUGCAGGCUGCUGGUGCCAAUGUCGCCGUGAUCGAGAAGGAGAACCGGAUCGGUGGCCACUGCAAGACCUUCUACGCACCGGUUGAUGUUCCUAUCAACACUGGAGUCAUCAUCUUCGAGAACAAUACCGCUGUGAUCAGCUACUUCGAGCAACUCAAUGUCAACCUGACGUUUACUAACCCAGUCACGGACGUGCCGGCAUCAACGCCUGCAGCCCAAAACUUUGACUUCUCGUUAGGCAUUCCCAUCCCCGCUCAGAGCGCAAAUGACGCUCAAGCACAACAGGCUGCUAUCGCUGCCGCUGUGCAAAGCUACACAACGAACAUUCUUGCCGUCUACCCUUGGAUUGACAACGGCUAUCUUGUUCCCGACCCCGUGCCAGCAGACCUGCUCCUGCCGUUCGGAGAACUUGCAAAGAAGUUCUCCUUCGAGCCUCUCCUCCCUAUCAUCGCCCAGUUCAACUGGUUCAUAGGAGACGUCGCGACCAUUCCCGCCCUCUACGGUAUCAAGUGCUUCGGACCGGGCUUGGUCCAAAGCUUCUUUGCCAAAUUCAUCAUCCCAACCUCGACCGACGCUGAAGACCUGUACCGAGCUGCCGCCAAUAUGUUGGGAGAGAGCAUCUACUACCAGUCAACCAUCAUGGAAGUCAAGCGAACUGUGGAGGGUGCCAGCACGAACGGUACCAGCGUGACCGUCCUCAUCAACCAGCCCGGUCAACCCGCCAAGCUCAUCCGGGCCAAGAAGCUGGUGGUCGCCAUCCCCCCGACCAUGUCGAACAUUGGCACCUACGACCUGACCAGCGAAGAGACCGACAUCUUCUCCAAGUUCGCAGGCAUGGGCCACUGGGCUGGCGUCGUCCAAGUCCCCGGUCUGACAAACAGCGUCCGGAACAUCGGCGCCAUGACCCCCUACAACACGCCCGUCAUCCCCGGUGCCAACGGCAUCGAACUCUCCGCCUCCCCGGGCUACUUCUCCACCUCGGUAGGAUUCGAAGAUACCAACUACACCUUGGCCGAUGGCGAGAACGUCGUCCGCUCCGCUCUCGCCACGCUCGAGACCGUCGGCGGUGUCCCUGCUGGAUCAUCAGCGGCAGCCACAUUCCCCUAUUCUGCCGAUCACGCCCCGUACAACGUGCGUGUCUCCAUGGAUGAUAUCAGCCAGGGAUUCUACAAGAAGCUCCUCGCCCUCCAGGGCCAGAGAAACACUUACUGGACCGGCGCCGCGUUCGCCGCUCACAACAGUGGUCUCAUCUGGAAAUAUAACGUCGAAACCAUCGUCCCAGGCGUGAUCGCCGAUCUUGGCCUGUGA